Vespula vulgaris is the source of this 471-nucleotide messenger RNA. RefSeq names its product carbonic anhydrase 3-like. Gene Ontology annotation, molecular function: carbonate dehydratase activity; zinc ion binding. The record is from RefSeq and is a predicted model, not a curated record. Lineage: Eukaryota; Metazoa; Arthropoda; Insecta; Hymenoptera; Vespidae. The transcript is spliced from 4 exons. Gene Ontology annotation, cellular component: cytoplasm. Bases 1 to 471 code for a protein of 156 amino acids.
AUGGAAGAGAACGACGAAGACGUCAACGUAAAAAAUGCAAAAUUUAUUCAAAGUCUCGCCUUUAUAGAAGGAGAACUGCAAUCUCCUAUCGAUUUGGAUAUCAGUAAAAUGACACAGAUUAAUUUGGCGCCAUUAAAAUGGGUUCAUUAUGACGUUGCACCACGAAAAGUAAAGAUCGCCAAUACGGGAAAGACGGCUCUCGUCGGUGCAAAGUGGGUACUGGAAGAGCCGUAUAUUAAUGGUGGUCCUCUUGAUGGAAAUUACGCCUUUUCACAAAUGCAUUUUCAUUGGGGCGAAACGGAGAUAUACGGUAGCGAGCAUCGCGCCGAUGGUGCAAAUACGCCGAUGGAACUCCACGUAGUACACUUUAAAACGCAAUACUUAACUCUAGAACAUGCUCUUCGACAAGUCGACGGCAUUAUAAUAAUCGUUUAUUUUUUAAAGGUAAUAUUUAAUUCAAGUGUCGAGUAA